AAAAUCUUUGUAUUUAAAGUAACUAGCAACAAAAGCUCUAGUGGUAGUGGAUUUAGAAUUAAAUAUUUCUUGCUAGUAGUAACCUAGCUAAGCUAAAAUCAAGCAAUCUGACUGGUUCAUAGCCACGAUAGAACAACCGCUAUGAUUCGAAAGUUUCCCUCCUCAUCUGAGAAAAAAAAAACGUUAGACUAACAAACUUAUAACGGGUGCCACGGAGUUUGCCAGGAUGGUUGUGCUUUCCAAAGAAUAUGGAUAUGUGGUGUUAACUGGCGUUGCCAGUAUUGUGAUGAUGGGACAUCUGGCCGUUAAAGUUGGCAAAGCCCGCAAGAAGUACAAUGUACAGUAUCCCCAGAUGUACAGUGACGACCCAGAGACUGGAAACAUUUUCAAUUGCAUCCAACGUGCACACCAACACACCCUGGAGAUCUAUCCCGCCUUUCUUUUCUGCCUGGCAAUUGGUGGUGCACAUGCUCCUCGUCUUGCCAGUGGACUUGGAGCUGUAUGGAUUGUAAGCAGAGAGGUGUUUGCACAUGGGUACUCCACAGGAGAUCCUAAAAAACGAAAGUGGGGAGCGUUUGGGAACGUGGCUUUACUCGGGUUGAUGCUGUCCACCGUCUGGUGCGGCCACGCCCUGCUUGGUUGGAGGAGACCCCGGAACCCCUUCUCUGUUGGAAACUGUUGCUAGUAAGGACGAAGUCCCCAGAAUGGACUCACUCAGUCAUUCACCUCGUAAUAAAAGCCACUCUUCAUAACUCUUAUUAGACAUUGUAACAUGUGUAACCUCUGACCCAUAUAACUGUUCUCUAGAAAGAGAAAUUCAUCAUUAAUGAAUAUGGAUGGGAUGUAUUCACUGGUCGGCAAUCCCACAACAUGCAAGAUCUGUCAGUUUGUCCAGAUAGCACUUUCAACACACCAAUGACACAGCAUAAUGCUUUAGAACUCACCCACAUGCUAUAGCUGUAAGCUCUUGUACAAUAUGCAACAGUAUGUGGUUCUGUUUUAUUAUCAAACAGAAAAAUUUACAUUUCAAUCGCAUACUAUCAUACGUGUACAUUCAUUUAUAGUGUAGUUGUUUUCAGGUGCUAUGUAAAUAAACCUUACUUACAUCACUGGUGGCACAGCAAAGUAACUCACAACACACUAGGUACAAACUGAUACAACAGCUAAGGUCCAGCACAUUUGCAUGAUACUCAGGCUAAUACCAGUAACAACAAGCUCACCUUGGAAAAUCUGUUGUCUCUUCUCAGUCUCCCCUUUUAAGCAUUUGAACAACCACCACAAAUACAUUCUUUAUAAAUAUGUAUUUUACAACAAAUUUUACAAUACUAGUGUGUUGUACCUUUACAAUUUUCUCAUAUUAAAGGGUUUAGUGUAGUAUUCUCUCUAAACUGAGUAAACAUUUGUCAUUGUAAACACCAUGACCUUAUCCUAGUUUUAUUAUAAGCAUCAGACCAGAAUGAUAAAAAUUUUUCAUAACUUGUAACUGCACAUUAAAAGGCUGCAACAAUA
Molecule: messenger RNA, 1509 nt
Organism: Etheostoma cragini (Arkansas darter)
Lineage: Eukaryota; Metazoa; Chordata; Actinopteri; Perciformes; Percidae
Gene: mgst3a
Product: microsomal glutathione S-transferase 3a
Exons: 6
Coding region: 227-685 (152 amino acids)
Cellular component (GO): membrane; nuclear envelope; endoplasmic reticulum
Molecular function (GO): glutathione peroxidase activity; glutathione transferase activity
Source: RefSeq, a predicted model, not a curated record